GUGCGUGUGGUGUUGUGUGAACUUAGAAUAAGUUCGUGUGCGUACUUAGUUGUACCUUCAUAAAAAAGUAAAAUGUAAAAUACUGUUGUUUUGAUACAUGGUAUAUGCGAUUAGAGCAAGUUUAAUGAAAGCGCCGGCUACUGUCUCCAAAACAACCAAAUUGGCCUAGUUAGUAUAGCUAGUGCCAAAAGCGGACCACUAUAUAAUCGGCUCUCUACGCAUUUUUCACUGAUAGCUUUUCUUUUUUCUAACCUCAGCUUUCACGGUAUAACCUGUUGGAGCAUGCGUGCAUGCAUUUUUAUCUCUCAUCUUCUUUUCCUGCCUUUUUUUUUUUGCCCUUUGGGGAGACAAAUCUUUCCGUUUCACUUCCCCCUUGGGCCAUUUGAUAAAGUCAUCCUUCCAUCCAAUAUCCAUAUAUGAUUUGAUUCCCAUGGUCAUGGUGGGCUGCUGGCUGCUGCUAUGCUAGUGAUCGAUGGGUGAGUUGCAGGUGAGCUCAGCGCACAGCGCCGUGGACUCGCUCCUGGGGCGGCUGAUCCGGAUCCUGGAGGACGAGGCGAGGCUGCUCGGCGGCGUCCGCGGCGACGUGCAGUUCAUCAAGGACGAGAUGGAGAGCAUCAACGGCUUCCUCCUCCACGUCCUCCACCUCGACCGCCCCGACCACCAGCUCCAGGGGUGGACCAGGCAGGUCAAGGACCUCGCCCGCGACUGCGACAACUGCGUCGACGUCUACAUGCAGCGCCUCGCCGGCGCCGGCUCCGGCGGCAGCGCGCGGCGGCUCCUCAGCACCCCUAUCGUCAGGCUCCUCACGCUGCCGGCACGCCGCCGCAUCGCCACGCGGAUCCGGGAGCUCAAAUCGCGCGCCUGCGACGUCGGGGAGCGGCGGCGCAGGUACGGCGUCGUCGUCCCCAGAACCAGAAACAAUGCCGCCGCCGCCGCCGCCGCCCGUCGCGGCGGCCAACGUGGGCUGGCGAAGAGGCAGCUGUCGGAGGCUGGCGGCGGCGACCACCAUGCCGACGCCUCCUCCGCCGGCAACACCACCAAGCAAGAUCACCGGAGGCGCGCGCUGCUGGAGGAGGAGACACCCGCGAACCUUUUCGCAGGUGAAACCGACACGCUGGUCGGCUGGCUGCUGGCUGCCGCCGACGAGCACCGACGGCCAAAAGUGAUAUCAAUCAUACGACCUGAUGACGAGGAGCUCGUCGCAGCUGCCAUUGAUCCUGUAAAGCGAGCGUUGGAUGAUCCGCGCAUACUUGAAUUGUUCCAAAUCAGGCAGUGGCACAGCGGCCAAUCUCAUCCCGGCUGGGUUUACCAAGACAUGAUGACACAAAUACUCCCUAUGAUUCAGCACAUGCAUCGGGCGCUGGGAGGGAUGGUAUCCGAUUACGACAAGAGGAACAAGAGGAGAUAUACGCGGCUGAAGAAGAAAAAGAAGAGAAUUGUGGUCUCAAAUUUUUCGAGAAAAAAUCUGGGCUCAAAGGGGAACAAAUUUCCUGUAGGAACGACGUUUGACGAGGUGAAGGAAUUUAUCGGUGGAACAGCAUCCGACAAGGAGGAGGAGGAGGAGGAGGAGGAGGGAUUUCUACAAGCAGCGGCAAUGGAAGUUCAUGAAGGAUUUGCAAUGGACGUUGCCAAGAUUAUUUCAGAAACGAUGGCAUCCGAGAUGGGAUUUCAUCAAGGAAUGACAUUUCAGGAGAUGAUGGAGAACUUCCUGAAAGAUAAGAGCUACCUAAUUGUUCUUGAUGAUGUUCCUGAUGAAUCGCUAUGGCGUGGCAUCGAAUCAGCUUUCCCCGGCAACACGGCUCACAGUGCCAUCCUGCUGACAACCCGGUCACCUGCCGUAGCCUACUCCUGUUCACCACAUGACAGAGUCUUCCCUCCUCUGGAUCAUCUCAUCGACUUCUUCCAUGCCAAGGCUGUCUCCCUGGUUGAAAACUAUCCCAGCAACGGUAACCUGGAUGAAGUGAUUAGAUCCAUACUGUCAAAAUGUGCCUCCAACUCCACUGACAUGUGCAUCAGAGCAUUCCUCCAUGUCCUUUAUGCCAAUCCUAACAGGAACAGGGAAGAACUUCAGGGCUUGUGUGAUAGCCUGCAUGAUUCACAUGGUUUAAUGCUGGAUGAAAACAUGCAGCAAAUCCUGAUGUUCUGGUACAACGACCUGCCUGUCCAUUACAAGAGCUGCUUGACGUAUCUCUCUCUAUUUAUCCAAGAUGAUGGAAGCAGUAGCAACAGUACUAUGAUGAUCAGGAGAACAAGCUUAGUCAGAAGAUGGGCUGCUGAGAGCAUAAACACAGAACGAAACGGGCAGACAGCGCUGGAUGAAGCCGAGCGAUGCUUUGGUGUGCUCUUAGCAAAAAGAUUUGUUCUUGAGAGAGACAUCGGCGCUUCUGGGAAGAUCAAGAGCUGUGCAGUGAAUGGCUUGAUCUCAAAGUUCAUCACCAAGGUUGCUAGAGAGGAUAACUUUGUGGAUGCAGAUCUUCAGCCAGAUUUUGCACACCGUGUUUCGAUUUGGAACAGGAGUCAGCUGCAACAGGUCCUAGCAGAGCUUCAGGCUUCUCCACGCCCCAGUUCUUCCUCAUGCUGGAACAUGCGCAAGCAUUAUGAUCAGCCCUUGGAUGACCUCACAAUUUUUCUGAAGUCAUUGCCAGCAUUCUCUCGGCUGGGAUUGCUCAAAGUGCUGGAUCUAGAAGGCUGUGAUGGCUUAAAGGACCAUCAUCUGGAGAACAUCUGCAAACUAUUUCAGCUCAGGUAUCUGAACCUUCGAAGAAGUAAGCUCACCAAACUUCCCAAGAAAAUUCAAAAUCUCCAGCAGCUGGAGACACUGGACAUCAGAGAAACAACCGUGAGCUCAUUCGCUACAAAAUCUUUAGUUCUUCCAAUGCUAAAACAUUUGCUCUCUGGAUACACCCAACAACAAAAUGAACAGACCGAAAAAUUUUCCACAGUGCGUAUGCCACGUGGGAUCGGAAGCAUGACAAAUCUGCAGGUAUUGUGCCAUGUUGUUGUUUCUGGCAUAGAAGAUGAGCUGAUGGACAUUGGGAAGCUACUACAACUUAGGAAGCUAGGUGUGGUCUUCCAUGGUGACCAAAACAGCUUCAAGCACUUAGUCCAGGCAAUUGAGAAGUUGCAUAAAAGUCUCAUCUCUCUGUCAAUCCGUGUUGAAGUACCAGAUGGAUGCGAGAAUUUUCCUGACAUGAACAUGGCAGAGCCUACAGCAUUCUCAUAUCCAAAGCUUCUUGAGAGCCUGAACAUAUGCGGCAUAAGAUGUGGGCUGCCUCGUUGGAUCAAGGAGCUCAGCCGACUUGCGAAGUUAACUCUUUGCGACACUCAUCUAGGAGAACAAGAUAUGGCAGUUGUUGGCAAUCUCAAAGCACUGCGGUAUCUCCGGCUCCGGUGCAGGUCAUAUGUCCAAAGCAAGCUCACCCUUGGGGAAAAACAGUUCCAGCAUCUCAAGGUUCUUCUCAUCCACGGCGAAGACAUUACCGAUAUCAGCUUCAGCAAGAAUCCUAAGUUGGAAAAAAUUGUUUGGAGUUUCAGGGAGAUGAAAUCCAUUUCUGGAAUUGAGCGUCUUCCGAGCUUGCGAUCAUUUGAGCUUCAUGGUGACUGCAACCCAGAUAAGGUGGAAAUUGCUCUAAAAGAUCACCCCAACCAUCCAGAUUUGGAGCAUCAUGGUAACCGUCAAGGCCAGGGAGACGCUGCUGGAAGCUUGGAUGCUGAUGCUGCCUCAACCUGUGCCUCAGUCUCAGCUCCCAACCAUCCAGAUGUGAAGCAUCCUGAUAACCGUCAAGGCCAUGGAGAUGAUUCUGCUGCCUCGACCUCUGCCUCUGCCUCAGCAUCAGCUCCCAAACACAUCCAGAGUAUUACUUGA
Molecule: messenger RNA, 3865 nt
Organism: Oryza sativa Japonica Group (Japanese rice)
Lineage: Eukaryota; Viridiplantae; Streptophyta; Magnoliopsida; Poales; Poaceae
Source: RefSeq, a predicted model, not a curated record